CCUCACGGUAUCGCCAAUUUCUACGGAUCCGAAGAUCAAAUCGAAGACAACAUCUCAUCACCAAUUUCCAACAGUUCAAGAUGGUGAGACGCCCGCUACAUACUCCAAGCGAACCCUGUGGCGAAAUUGUGGCAUCAGGCACACGACAUGGUUCUCGACCGAGAUUUCCUCAAUGAGUCGGCUCAGGCCCAAGCUCGCAAGCACAAGUUGAAGAUGCUCGUACCUGCCCCACGCUCAUUCUUCAUGGACGUCAAGUGUCCUGGUUGCUUCACCAUCACCACUGUCUACUCGCACGCACAAACAGUCGUUACUUGCCAAGGCUGCUCGCAGGUGCUUUGCCAGCCCACCGGUGGCAAGGCCCGUCUCACAGAGGGUUGCUCUUUUAGGAGAAAGUAAAUGUGGCGCUUGUGGACUGGUCAAAAUUAUGAAUGAUGGAUCCUGGGUGUGGCAUUAGAUCUCAUGCAUUCGACGAAUAAUCGACUUGCGGGAUAGAAGAGGGAUCAUCUCCAAAAAGCUAUUUGGGAGUUCCGGAUAUCUAGCGUGGUCGACGGUAUCUUUUCCUUUUCCUGGGCUUCUUGUGCGGCAUGUGGCCAUCAUUGUACAUGCAUGUGGACGGGGAGAUAGCGUUCAGCAUGAGCC
Pseudovirgaria hyperparasitica is the source of this 639-nucleotide messenger RNA. Its product is annotated as 40S ribosomal protein S27. The record is from RefSeq and is a predicted model, not a curated record. The coding region runs from base 148 to 396 and encodes 82 amino acids. Gene Ontology annotation, molecular function: structural constituent of ribosome; RNA binding. Gene Ontology annotation, biological process: translation; ribosomal small subunit assembly. Gene Ontology annotation, cellular component: ribosome; cytosolic small ribosomal subunit. Lineage: Eukaryota; Fungi; Ascomycota; Dothideomycetes; Acrospermales; Acrospermaceae. The transcript is spliced from 3 exons.